AUGGCGCCCACCCGCAAGGGCAAGAAGGCGGCGGCGGGCGCGGCAGGCGGUGCGCCCGCAGCGUCAUCUCGCAAAGGUGCGGGCGGCAAGUUCGCCAAGGCGGACUGGAAGGAGGGCUUCAAGAAGAAGCAGGCGGGAGUGAGCGACAUGACCUUGUUGUCGACCAUCUCGAACGACGCGAUCAACGAGAACCUGAAGAAGCGAUGGGAGAACGGCGAGAUCUAUACCUAUAUCGGACACGUGCUCAUUUCCGUCAACCCCUUCCGCAUGCUCCCGAUCUACGACGAGACGACGCUCCGCUCCUACCGCGGCAAGAACCGUCUCGAGAUGGUCCCGCACGUCUACGCAAUCGCCGAGUCGGCGUACUAUGCGAUGCGCUCGUACGGGGACAACCAAUGCGUCAUCAUCUCGGGCGAGUCGGGUGCGGGAAAGACCGAGGCUGCGAAGCGGAUCAUGCAGUACAUCGCGGCGGUCAGUGGGGAAGGGUCGGGCGGCGGAGGCAUUGAGGAUGUCAAGGAGAUGGUGCUCGCGACAAACCCCUUGCUGGAGAGUUUCGGUUGCGCCAAGACGCUUCGCAACAACAACUCGAGUCGUCAUGGCAAGUACCUAGAAAUCGAGUUUGAUGCGCAGGGUGCGCCCGUCGGAGCAAUGAUCACGAACUACCUCCUCGAAAAGAACCGCGUAACGGGCCAGAUCAAGAACGAGCGCAACUUCCACAUCUUCUACCAACUCACGAAGGGUGCCUCGUCGGCUCAGCGCGACGCGUACGGCCUGCAAGGACCCGAAGCCUACGCCUACACGUCCAAGUCGGGCUGCCUCGAAGUUCCCGGCAUCGACGACACGUACGACUGGGCCGAGACGCUCAAGGCGAUGCAGAUCGUCGGCCUGACGCAGCAGGAGCAGGACAACAUCCUCCGCAUGCUCGCCGCCGUUCUGUGGAUCGGAAAUGUCGAGUUUGCGCCGAAUGAGGAGGGCAACUCUCGCGUGCGGGAUACGAGCGUGACAGACUUUGUCGCCUACUUGCUCGAGGUUGACCCGACUCGAGUUGCGAACGCCUUGACGAGUCGCAUCAUGGAGACGCAGCGUGGCGGUCGGCGAGGCUCGGUCUACGAGGUCCCGCUCAACCAGGCACAGGCGGCCGCAGUCCGCGACGCGCUCGCCCAAGCGCUGUACAACAACCUCUUCGAGUGGAUCGUCAGUCGCGUCAACGUGUCGAUGAAGAGCAAGACGCAGAGCUCGACCAUCAUCGGCGUCCUCGACAUCUACGGCUUCGAGAUCUUCGACACGAACCAAUUCGAGCAGCUGUGCAUCAACUACGUCAACGAAAAAUUGCAGCAGAUCUUCAUCCAGCUCACGCUCAAGACGGAGCAGGAGGAGUACGUGCGCGAGCAGAUCAAAUGGACGCCCAUCGACUACUUCAACAACAAGAUCGUCUGCGAUCUCAUCGAGGAGAAGCGUCCUCCUGGCGUCUUUGCGGCCCUCAACGACGCCUGCGCGACCGCCCACGCAGACCCGGCCGCCGCCGACAACUCGUUCACCCAGCGCCUCGGCGGCGUCAGCAACCCGCAGUUCGAGACGCGCGGCAGCAAGUUCCUCGUCAAGCACUACGCCGGCGAUGUCAUGUACACCGUUGCGGGCAUGACGGACAAGAACAAGGACGUCCUCUCGAAGGACCUGCUCGACCUCGUGGCCUCGUCCGGCAACCAGUUCCUCCAGACCCUCUUCCCCGACCGGCCCGACCCGAACAGCAAGAAGCGCCCGCCGACGGCCUCGGACAAGAUCAAGGCGUCUGCGAACGCCCUCGUCGACAAGCUCAUGCGUUCGCAGCCGCACUACAUCCGCACGAUCAAGCCAAAUCAGAACCGCUCGCCGAGCGAGUACGACACGAAGGCGAUUCUCCACCAGAUCAAAUACCUCGGCUUGCAAGAGAACGUUCGCAUCCGCCGCGCCGGCUUCGCCUACCGAAACACGUUCGAGAAGAUGGUCGAGCGGUUCUACCUCCUCUCGCCUGCCACCUCGUAUGCUGGCGACUACAUCUGGCAGGGCGACGCGCGGUCGGGAUGCGAGCAGAUCCUCAAGGACACGGGGAUCGCUCGCGAGGAGUGGCAGAUGGGCGUCACCAAGGCGUUCAUCAAGAACCCCGAGACGCUCUUCGCCCUUGAGUCGAUGCGCGACAAGUACUGGCACAACAUGGCGGCGCGCAUUCAGCGGGCCUGGCGCGCGUACCUCCGCCGCAAGAACGACGCCGCGCGCACAAUCCAGCGGUUCUGGCUCGGCCAGAAGGAGAACAUCGUCUACAAUCAGCUGCGCGACUACGGUCACCAGGUUCUCGGCGGGCGCAAGGAGCGGAGGCGUUACUCGCUCGUCAGCAUGCGCAAGUUCCUCGGAGACUACCUCGGCGUCGGCGAGCGGGACAGCGUGGAAGGAUCGCGUUUGCGGAGUGCGGCUGGCAUCGCUUCCAACGAGACGGUCGCCUUCAGCUCGCGGGUCGAGUUGCUCGUCUCCAAGCUCGGUCGCUCGUCCAAGCCGAGCCCGCGCUACCUCAUCCUCACCGACAAGGCCGUCUACAUCCUCAUCUCGCAGGCCGUGCAGAACCAGGUCCAGACGACGCUCGAGCGCAAGAUUCCCCUCGUCACGAUCCGCAGCGUCGGCCUGUCGAACUUGCGCGACGACUGGAUGGCGCUCAAUACGACGAGCCAGGAGGAAGGCGACCCGCUCAUCUCCUGCGUCUUCAAGACCGAGUUCCUCGUCCACCUCCAACAGCGGACGAACGGCGCCGUGCAGAUUAACAUCGGCCCAACCAUCCAGUACUCGAAGAAGAAGGGCAAGAUGGCGACAAUCUCGUUCAAGAAGGACGAGUCUAUCCAGCGCGGCGACGUCUACAAGUCGUCGACCGUCAGCGUUCCCUCGGGUCAGCCUCCAACGAGCCAGUCCGACCCGCCUUGCGCUCGCAAGCCGAGGCAGAAGAAGGCGGCAGCGCCGAGGCAGGCCAGCCGCCCGACUGGAGCGAAGCGACCGACGCCUCAGUCACUGCCAGGCGCCGCUGGUUUCGGUGCCGUCCCCGCCGCGCCCGCCGGCAUCCCUCGCGCUCCUCCCGCUCCUCAGGCUCCCGCCGCAAAAGCCGCCCCCGUCUCGACUGACCGCACUGCGCCGCCGCCACCGACUCGCGCUCCCGCUCCUCCGCCUCCACGGCCCGAGCCCGAAGUCGAGCAGUACAAGGCUCUCUUCGCGUUCGAGACCGACCAGCCGGGCGAGCUGCCACUGAAGAAGGAUGACAUCCUCGAGGUCGUGACGAAAGACGACGGCGGAUGGUGGCUCAUCAAGAAGGGCUCGCAAGAAGGCUGGGCGCCGUCGAACUACCUCCAACUUAUCCCGCCGAAGCCGAAACCCGCCGCGCCUCCUCCUGCUCCUGUGAGACGUGCACCGCCUGCCGCUCCGUCAGCGCCCUCCGCCCCCAAAGCUCCUCUCGCUCCCGCCAUCCCCGCUGUUCCGGCUGCACCGAAGGCACCGGCGGCGCCCAAAGCUCCGGCUGCUCCCUCUGCGCCCUCUGCGCCCAAGGCCCCAGCUAUCGGCCUUGGCUCGCGGACAGGCGAUGGCAAUGCCGCUCCUGUCGCGGUCAUGCCCGGCAUGGGCAACAGCGGAGGCCUCGCGGCAAUUUUGGCAGCGAAGCGGGCUCAGGCGGGCGAAGAGAACGGCGCGAGCACGCCGGUAAGCUCCGCAGGCGCUUCGCCCGCAGGUUCGCGUCCUGGAUCGUCCCUCGGCAAACCUCCCGUCGCGCCAAAGCCCAAACCGUCGAUCCCGCAGAAGCCUGGCGGCAUGAACGGCCGUGCACCUGCUCCCCCUCCUCCUCCCCCGGCCAGCAACCGUGCACCCGCUCCCCCUCCUCCCCCUCCAGCGCCUGGCGCUCGCGCCCCCUGUCCCGCCUCCGCCGCCAGCGGCUGGCCGAGCGCCUCCGCCUCCUGCGCCACUUCGCCCCGGCGCUCCUCCUGCGAUUGGCGGCCGUACGCCCGCUCCGCCUCCUCCCCCUCCGCCGCCUCCUCCUCCCGGCCCUGGACGACCCGCCGCGAACGGCGCCGCGCCGCCUGCUCCCGCGAUCGGCUCGCUGGUCAAGCCGACGGCGAAUGA
Messenger RNA from Rhodotorula toruloides NP11, 4125 nucleotides. RefSeq names its product myosin-1. Gene Ontology annotation, biological process: endocytosis; actin filament organization; vesicle transport along actin filament. The transcript has 15 exons. Gene Ontology annotation, molecular function: actin filament binding; ATP binding; microfilament motor activity. Gene Ontology annotation, cellular component: actin cortical patch; myosin complex; vesicle. NCBI's taxonomy places the organism in Eukaryota, Fungi, Basidiomycota, Microbotryomycetes, Sporidiobolales, Sporidiobolaceae. The record is from RefSeq and is a predicted model, not a curated record. The coding region runs from base 1 to 4125 and encodes 1374 amino acids.